AUGUCAUUAAUAACAGUAACUAAUUUUUCAUCAGAAUUGGCCCAUAACAUGGACGGUGAGGCAGUAGUAGAGCAGUUGAACAACUCUCAGAGCAGAAUGGAGAGCGGGUUAGUCUACGAGCCAAUGGAAACAUCUGAGCCAGAAGCUGGAGAAAUACCAGGGGAUAGUGACCCGCUUUCAAUGGAUCCUUCAACAAUCGACACCGACGGUGAUACUUUUCCAAUGAACAUCGAGGUCCCGUUUGUAGAAAACGACAAUAGCAUAGGAAAUAUAUCAAACACAUUAACAAUAAUUGACGGAGAUGGAUCAGCAGACGUCCAUCUUGCCCAGGUGAUGUCUUUAGCUUCGAGUUCCCUCGAGUACGCUUCAGUUUCCGAGUACCGAGAGGCGGAAAAUCCAAGAAUCAAGUGUCUACUGGGCCAACAUCAUCUCACCAGGACCGAGCCAAAGCCUUGUCCUAGUUCAAGCUCUAACUCUAUUUUAUUUUCUUCAGAAGCUCAAAGAGUACCUGAAGUAGAGCCUAGUCAGUUAAGUAAUUCUAAUAAUAAAAAUGAGUUCAAUAAGAGAGCUGAAACUUGGCGGUCUCAGGACGAUGAGCUUGAUUUUAAGACCCCAGUACCCUCUUAUGGGACUCCUGUAAAUCCAAAGACAAUUAAACGAGCCGGACCCUACAUUCUGGGGCCACUUAUUGGAACUUCGCCGGUUAGAAGUAUUGUUCAAUGUCUCGCUAGGAAAGUCAGGACUGAUAAGUACUAUACUAUUAAAAUACUUACUCUUAAAAACGAAGGCGAAGAUGAAACCCAGGAUGAUCGUCAAGGAAAAAUGCUUCUGCAUGCUGAAUAUUCUCUACUGAGCUUAUUGCAAAAUCAAGAUGGUGUUAUUCAUCAUCACGGAUUUUUUAAGGAAGAGCAAGUAGUGCCAGACAUCAGCGACCUCAAGGACGACCCGGUUGAAAAAAAAACCGAAGUAGUGGAGAAGUCAAAGCUCCGCUCCUCGGAUCUUUUCAAGCAGAUAAACUUCCGUGAGCAGAUGCUUCAGCUGAUGAACCAGUCCCAGAGUCUUUUGGUGCCUCGAGCUCGCUCUUACACUCAGAUUCCAGUCCAUCGAGUUAACUCAGACCCUCGGGAGCUUACUCCAGCAGAAUUGGAGAUGUACCGGCAUUUUAUUCCCAAUGACCAGCGUCAACAUGGCUCCCACGGUUCCAGUCGCCGGGAUAAUGUUAUUAGAGCUCGUGCUGCUACUAGGUAUCGACCUGCGCAUCCUCGUCAAAAUCAGCCUCCGCCUCAGAAUCAACCUCAAACUACUCAACAAAAUCCUGAAAAUCUAACAGCGCUGAACAGUCAUUCUAACGCAAAUCGUUCCUUGAAUUGGUGGUACCCUCAAAUGUCAACAUCUAGGACAAAUCAACAGCUGCCGCGAGCUGGUACUGAGUCAAGUGGUAGUAAUAAUAAUUCUACGCUACGGAGUUCUCCAAUGGUGCUUGGAGUUCCAUUAGGAGGAGUGGGAUCACAGAGUGAGUCUAUGAUUCUGAGACCGCCUUAUCGCGAACGCGAACCUGAUCAUCUUUCGAGUUCCAACUCUGUAAAUGUUGGGACUCAGAAUGAUAAUCAGAGCUCGGCUUCGAGCAACAGAUAUGAUCAUGCUAGAAUGUCGAUGGCUAUUAGAGCUUCCUUGAUGCGACGAAGUCAAAGAAAUGGUGGUGGUGAGCAAACUCGCUCGGUUGCUGGUAAUGUUAAUCGGUCUGUUCCUGGUAAUGGAGAAGAGACUGUUAGAGGCAGUCAUAAUCAGAAUCAGAGUCAUAGUCACAGUCGGUUUCGCGAAGCGAUUGUUAAUCAAAUUGUCUCGAUCAGAGCUAGGAUCCAGCAACACAGGAUCAAUAAUAUUGAACGGCAAAUUGAAAGUGUCAGGAAUGGGAUUCUAGCUAACUCUAGAAAUGGUGGAAGUAGAUAUUCUGUUGCUAGACGGAACUACAUGGCCCACUCAAGGCAUCUGCCUUAUAUGACCAAUUUGAGAUAUUUGUCGACUAUUCGCAAUAUCUCUAAUGAUAUUUCGAGGACCAGGGCUGAAAAUAGUGAAGCUAAUUUGGAUUCUGUGAUACAUAAUAAUAAUAAUACUAAUAAUAAUAGUAAUAAUGAUAAUAGCGUAAGUGAAAGAAGAAAUUUAAAUUCUAGAACUGGAAGUAAUAAUGAUAGAAAUAUGGGGUCUAACUUUGCAGACGCUUUACAGCAAAUAGCUACCCGGCUUGGCCAAUCUCUCCAGUCAAGGGAGUCUAAUGAAAUUGGUAGGGAGUCUCGGUUAACUCAGCAUAAUUCUAGUGAGUCUAUGCGUGAACAGAAUAAUUGA
Molecule: messenger RNA, 2343 nt
Organism: Cotesia congregata
Lineage: Eukaryota; Metazoa; Arthropoda; Insecta; Hymenoptera; Braconidae
Source: the annotation of a GenBank genome assembly